Messenger RNA from Adineta steineri, 3251 nucleotides. Lineage: Eukaryota; Metazoa; Rotifera; Eurotatoria; Adinetida; Adinetidae. The record is from the annotation of a GenBank genome assembly.
GUGGAAAAAUAUCCUUAACAGAUCGUUGGGCUUAUUUAAAACAAGUUCUUCUCUAUUAUCGUCUAUCAACACUCGAACAAUUAACACGUAUUAAACCUGAACGUGCAAUGGCACAUGAUCAUAUGAUGAUUAUGAUUGAAUUGUUAAUACAAUUAACAACAUGUUUACUUAAAAGUCAACAAGAACAAGAACGUAUAGCAACAAAUAAUUUCCUAUGUGAAUUUAAAGUAUUAAUGCGUCAAAUGUUUUGGAUUGGAAGACAUGAUCCAUCAGUUAUGGAAGAAUCUUUGUAUGAAUUACGACGUCAUGUUUAUGCAAAAGAUAAUCUUGAAAUAGUCGAUCGAUUAAAACAUGAAAAACAAAUGAAUGAGAUGACUAUUGAACGUGAUCAAUUAAAAGAACAAUUUGAAGAAUUAAAAGCAAUUCGUAAUGAACUUGAAAAUGAAUGUACAAUAUUAACAACAUCAAAUGAAAAUGAUAUGAUUGAAUAUACUAAAAAACAAGAAGAAAUAUCUGAUGAACAAUCCAAAUUAAUUGAAUUAACACAAAUUGUUGAACAAAAAGAAAUGGAUAAAAAACAUUUAACUGAUCGUAAUCAAAUAUUAUCCGAUAAACUUUUUGCUCAACAAACAGAUGUCGAAUUACAGCGUCAUGUACGUUCAAAUAGUGAACUUAAACAACAACAUGAAGUUCUUCUUUCAACAUUACUUCUUGAACAACAAUUACAUACAACAACAGCUAAUCAACAUAAACAACUUGUUAAAGAACUUCAAGAUUUACUUGGUAAAUAUCAAGUUUUACUUAGUGCAUAUAAACAUAAAGCACAUCGACCACCUCCAUCAGCUGUUGAUUUUGAUCUCAGUGAUAUAAUUGGUGAUACAGCAUCAAAUAUAAAUAAUGAUUCUGUUCAACAAGCACAAAUAGCAAUUGAAAAUUUAGCAAAAGAAAUAACUGCACAAGAAAUUUUACUUACACAACGUCAUCGUGAUCUUGAACAAGAAUCAAAACAAAAAAUAGAAGAAUUACAAAGUGCUGAACGUGAAUGGAAAUCAGCUGCAAAGCAUGGUCAACGUCGAGCAGCACAACAGAAUGAAUUAAGUCGUUUUCAACAAGAAAUUCGUUUAAUUUCGACGAAAAUUAUCGAUCUUGAACGACGUAUCGAAGAAAAAAAAACAUUAACAAUUGAAUUAAAAAAAGAAUUUGAUCAAAUUAAAUCUGGUAUUAUCGAAUUAUUAUCUCGUUUUGAAACAUUAGAAACCAAUUAUAUUAAUAAAGAAGAUGAACUUCGUUGUCAGUUAGCAUGGUUUAUAUCCGAUCAAACACAAUUAGCUAAAAUCUAUCGACGUGAUGUUGAUGAUUUAAAACGUAUGCAACAAGAACAUAUGUCAAAAUUAGAUAUGAAUUCAAAUAUAAAAUCAUUUGAAGAUCUUAUUCAACAACAAAUUAAUAAAUAUUAUAAUUAUAGAAGUAUUGAUGAUGAUGACGAAGAAGAAGAUGAGGAUAACAAGAAUGAUGAAAAAAUAAUAAAUGAAUCAGAUAAAUUACAUGAAGAACAUGUAUUAUGGUUAAAAAAGAAGAAAAAAGAUGCAAAAAUAAUGGUACCAAUUACAGAACGACUUCAAUUUCAGUUUACAAUGGAUGAAUCUGAUGAAGAUAUUGAUCCACUUGUUGGUCCUGUAGCUGAUCUUAUGGCUGAACAUAAUUUAUCCUCAAUAACAACAACAACAACCAAUAUAACAAAACCAAUAGAAUCUGUUAAAAUUCUCGAUCAAAAACAAAAUUUUCUCGGUUAUUUAUCAUAUUUAAAUCUUCGAUCAUUGUUUCAAGAAAUUUUUAAUUAUUUUCUCGAUAUUCUAUGGUAUCAUUAUCUACAUAAAACUUUUCCAAAAAUCGAUCAAGAAAUUCUUUACAAUUAUCCAUCACUAAAAAAACUAUCUUUUCUUCUUAUCAUCUAUACAAUCCUAACAAUAUCAUUUCCAUUAAUAUUUCAUAUUUUUAUUCUAUUUCUAUUUAUUAUUGAUUUUCUUCUUCCAUUAUACAUCUAUUAUACAUGGUUUAAUUGUUUAAAAAUUCUUCGUCUAUUUUUACAUACUAUUCAAAUCCACCAACAAUGGUUAAUACAUAUUCAUGGUUAUCAAUUAAUUCGUCCAACAUCAUCUUUAUUCGAAAAUCAAUUAUAUCAACUUCGUCGUAAAAUCUUUGAAGAAUUACAAAAACAUUUUUUAUAUUCACGACAAAUAGCUCAACAAUAUUCAAAUCAAACCGAACAAUUUAUAUGUUAUAUUAAUCUCGAAGAAUUUGGACCAUUAAUAAAAUUAAAUUCCAUUGAACUCGAUCAGUUAACAAAUCAAUAUGAUCAAAUAUCAAUAAAUUCAAUAUUAAAACUAUGUCAUUUACAGAUUAAUGAAUGUAUACAAUUGAUAAAUCUAAAUCGCCCGAAAUCUUAUUGGAUAUUUAAUAAUUAUAAAAAUAUUCUAUUAGAAUCGAUAAAAAUUCUAAAUAAAACUAAACAAAAUUGUUCAAUCAUGAUUGAUUAUACGGAUGAUUUAGAAAAGAAUUUAUUAUCAAAAAAAUUUCUUUCAUCAUAUUUUCUUCUUCGAUCAAAUUGUGAACAAUUAUUUAAUAUAAAUGAAAAUAAUAGUGAACAAUUAAAACGUAUUAUACAAGAUCUUAAAACAGUGAUUUGUACACUUGAAGCAAUGCAAUUAAAACCAAUACAUAAAUUAGAUGAAAAAAUGAACGAAGAAAUUUUAUUUAAAGAAAAUAAUUUAUCAAAUAUAACGAGUUAUCAUCGGUUUGAUGAUCGAAUAGAAGAAUUAGAAGAUGAAAUUCUUGUAUGUGAUACGGGAAAAUCUGAUGAGAAUGAAAUCAAUAAGAAUUUCUUAGAUAUUGAUGAUUAUGAUAAGAGACUAUUGCGUGAACAAACAAAUUGUCUUAUGAAAGAACUUCAAACAGCUAUUCAAGGAAAAAAACAAGAAUGGAAUGAACGUGAACAACGUUUAUUAGGUCAUUUAGAAAAUGAUGAUAAAGAAGAAGAAGAAGAGAUUGAACAAGAUGAUAAAAAACAAAUUAUUGAUGAACAACAAACAUUUGAAAAAUUAUCUUCAACAACAAGUACAAUAUCAAUGUUAGAUGAGCUUAAGCAUACAUUUGUAUUGAAUAGAAAUAAACUAAAUAUUGAUGAAGAUAUAUUCGGAGAGGAUGAAAUAGAGAAUUUCGGUGAUGAUGAUGAUGAUGAUGAUGACGAAUAA